Messenger RNA from Entrophospora candida, 615 nucleotides. The record is from the annotation of a GenBank genome assembly. NCBI's taxonomy places the organism in Eukaryota, Fungi, Glomeromycota, Glomeromycetes, Entrophosporales, Entrophosporaceae.
AUGUCUUAUCGACCUUUAAAAAGGAUUCAAGAAAGGAAUUUAAUCAACGAUAUUCAGAAACAAGAAAUAAUAAAUGUCAGGAAUGGUACUAUCCGAAGCGUAGCAACCCUACAUGGUGUUGAAGAUUUAAAUGCAAAUAAUAUUAGCGAAUCCAUUAUAAACAAUUUAGAUAAUUCGAUAAAAGAAUUAUCAAAAUGGAUUUCAAACAAUUUCGAAUUGGAAGAAACCGAAAUAAAUAUUGAGGAAAUAAAUCUUGAAGAAGAAACCGAAAUAAAUAUUGAGGAAAUAAAUCUUGAAGAAACCAAAAUAAAUAUUGAGGAAAUAAAUCAUGAAGAAGAAAUAAAUACAGAGGAAAUAAAUCAUGAAGAAGAAGAAAUAAAUACAGAGGAAAUAAAUCAUGAAGAAGAAGAAACAAAUAUUGAAGAUGAAAAUGAAGAUAAUAAUUAUAUAGCAGCACAUAAAAGAAAUAAAUGUCGUUCCAGUAAUAAUUUAAUUCCAAGCUUAUCAUUUCAACAAUUGGUAAAACAAAUUACUCAAGACAUUAGAACUGAUAUACGUUUACAGCCAAGUGCGAUUAGCUCUUUACAAGAACUAAACGAGUCACUAUACAGCUAG